UGGAACCAAACCCCAGCCAAUACUAAGGGCCCACUGUAUGUGUGUGUUAGCCAUUCCAUAUAGUAAGCAACUGUCUGUGUAAGCAAUCUAACAUUUAUAGAAAUAACACUAAAGCAGUAGCAUUUUUUAUUAAGCACUCCAAAUUUUGGUGUGGGGUUUUAGGAGUUCAGAAACAUCUUGAUGGCCACAGUUGUUCAUCUCUGGUGUUGUCCUUUCUGAUGCAACCAUUACAAGCCAUAUACAUGGUCAGUAUAUCUAUAUUUGAAAUUUUCUACAAAGUUCUCCUGGCGAGGCAAACCGUUUUUCUAUUUAAAAAUGGCUUGCUUGUUCAGCCUGCUUAAUCACAUGUAGGGACUAAAUUAAAAUCUGUCCUUCUGCACAUUGGUUACAUUCUUCUUAUUUAUUUAUCUACAGCAGUGGUUUUCAAAUGGUGGGGUGGGACCCCUGGGAGGAGCAUAAGAUUUGCUCAAGGGGGGAAGCGUGAGACUUGGAGGCCCCGAUUCCUGCCCCCUCCUUUUCCCAAACUUUUUAAUGUGUAAAAUUUACACAUGUAUUGAGUUAAUUGAUGCAAUUCAUUUUCAUUUGUCCAGUAAAUGAUUCAAGAGUUCCUGGUUCAGAAAUUUCUUAAAUUGGAUUCUAAAUAAAAUCUUGAAGAAGGCGUCAAACAUGUCUAACAUGAUGAGAAAAAACUGAAAAAAGGAAUGCUCAGUUGCAGAAGAAUGUGGAAUGCUAUGAAGAUUUUUAUUCUAGAACUAUAUUUUAAAUAGUCUUUCUGGAUCCCCUACAUAAAUGCAUAUGUAUAUUACUGCAGAGAUGGCUAAAAAUGGAACUUUGGAUAUUCCACAAUUGUUUGAUGGCAAAACCAUCCAAGAACUUUCACACCUGUUUUGCAUCAGUUUCUGUAGAAUGCUAUAAUGCUUUCUUAUUAAGCUGAAUCUGCUCAUCUUCAGCAAAUUAGACCUUAAAAGUGAAUAAAAAAGGAACCUCUGUGGAUACUUUUAUUGAACAUGACUCAUGGAGAAGAGCUUGUCUCUGAGAUGCACCAGGAUUCUGUUGUUCUAACUUACCUAGAAGGAUUACUAAUGCAUCAAGCAGCAGGAGGUUCGGGUUCGGUGGUUGACAAAAAGCCUGUUGGGCCUGAUGCAGAGGAUCAAAAUUGCAAGGUUUCUGGAAAUACAUCUCCCAGCUGUCAGAGAGAUGGUCCAGUUUCUAACACAAAUACAUAUCGAGGUUCGGGCAUGCUGCAUCACAAAAAAGCAAGGCUGUUACAGUCUUCUGAAGACUGGAAUGCUGCAAAGAGAAGACGGUUGUCUGAUUCUAUUGUGGAUUUAAAUGGGAAAAAAGAAGCUUUGUUAGCUGGAAUGGUUGAAAAUGUGCCUAAAGGCAAACAGGAUAGCACGUUAUUGGCCUCUUUGCUUCAGUCAUUCAGCUCUAGGCUGCAGAGUGUUGCAUUGUCACAACAGAUUAGACAGAGCCUAAAGGAACAAGGAUAUUCCCUCAGCCAUGAUUCUCUGCAAGUUGAGAAAGACUUACGGUGCUAUGGUGUUGCAUCCAGUCACUUGAAGACACUACUGAAGAAGAGCAAAGCAAAAGAUGAAAAGGAGGAGACAGGUCUGCCUGAGCUGACAGCAAAUCUGGUUAAAGAUCGUUUUGUAGAAUCUUCACAUAAAGCACAGGGUGGUGGCCCAAAGGUGAUGAGUGAGUCACUAUCUUGUGCUGCAAGAUUACAAGCUGUUGCAAGCAUGGUAGAGAAAAGGUCUAGUCCUGCUACAUCUCCUAAACCCAGUGUGGCCUGUAGUCAGCUUGCUCUCCUUCUUUCAAGUGAAGCACACUUGCAGCAAUACUCCAGGGAACAUGCUCUUAAAGCACAAAAUGCAAGUCAGAUUGCAAGUGAAAGACUUGCUGCUAUGGCAAGGUUAAAAGAAAGUGUCCCAAAAGAUGUUGCCGAUUUCAAACUGUCAAAAGGAAUGGAAAGCCAUUUGAAUGGUCAGGUAAGAUCUUCAACCAAAUCAGUACCCAACAAAAGCAAUAUGACACAUUUUCAGAGUCCUGUAAGCAUAGUCCAUUCACCUCCCAGAAGCAUAAACUACAAAGCAACUGUGGAGAGAAAUCAUUUUAAACCACCUACCAACAGUAGUUUACUGUUGCAUCUCCUUAAAAAUCACAAUGCUACUAAGCAGAUUAAGGGGUAUGAACAUAAUGAUAGAUCAAGUAUUUUUGAGGAGGGUAGUACACCAACUACUGUUGAUGAGUAUUCUGACAACAACCCAAGUUUUACAGAAGAUGACAGCAGUGAUGAUGAAAGUUCUCAUUCUAAUUGUCUUCCCAUAGAUCUGUCUUUCAAACAGAAAACAAAUACUUCAGAUUCUGCACCACCAUCCUCACUGGACAACUUAACACAAUCCUUGCUUCAUAACUGGGAGUCAAAAGUGCCAUGUCUAGAAAAUAUAGAAGAGAAAGAUCCAUCUAAAAGUGAAAAACUAAAUCCGCAUCAGAAAGUAACUUUACUUCAGUUAUUACUUGGCCAUAAAAAUGAAGACAGUGUAGAGAAACUUCCAGAAACUGAAGGAACAUUGAUUACAGCUGAUGUGGCAAAAUUUAAUUUACCAACAGGUAACAGAACUCCUGUGACAGAGUGCACUACCACAAGCCGAAUUACUCCAAUAAGCACUCCCCCUUUGCUAGCCUCUACAAAAGCAGAUUCACCCAUCAACCUUUCACAUCAUUCUCCUUUACUGAUGAAACAUAAUUCCCCACCAUACACUUGCAUCAUACAACCUGAGAGAGUAACAAAUCCAGCUUCUAAACACUUGAUAGAUCUUACAGUACAGAAAGAACUUCAAGGAAGUAAGCAGAACCGAAAAGAAAAGGUGCAAGCAUCUUCAUCUUUUAGUGCAAGUAAACUUUUGCAGAACUUAGCUCAAUGUGGGAUGCAAUCUUCCAUGUCCAUGGAUGAGCAAAGGCAAGCAGGCAAACAAGUGAUGACUCUAACCGCAGAGAAACCAAUAGGCCUGAUAGAUGGUCUAAAUAGCUCCCUGCUUGCUAACUCAUCAGGUACACUUGAAGAAAACAAAAUACUCAGUAAUCAGCCUCUUCCAGAACAAAAAUUUCCUAGUUCAGAAAUCCAGAAUCUGCUGGAGAGGCGCACUGUCCUCCAACUGCUUCUGGGAACCUCCAAUAAAAGUAUGAGUGAAACAAAAGAGAUAAUGCUUUCAAAAGAGGAGAGUUUACAAGACCCAGCAGAAAAGACUUUGAAUGAACAAAUAUUAACUGUAAAAAUAAAAUCUGAACCUUCUGAGGAAGCAAAUGCCCUUCAGAAUCCAAAUGCACAACAAAUAAGGGGCAAUGUUGGUAAGAAAUUUCAUGGAAUAGCUCGUUUACUAGAAAGAAAUGCAUCUACUUCUCCAUCAUCAGAAGAACCUAAUUCUAGCUCUAUGUCACCUCAAGAUUUUUCUUUUUCGAAAAACGGUCUAUUGAGUCGACUGCUUAGACAGAAUCAAGAUUGCUACUCUACAGACAAUCUUGACAGAAAUCACAGAAAUGAUGAACAAAGAUUUGUGGAAUCAAAAAGUCACAGCACCAUCCCAAAGAAGAGAAAGCUUCAUUGUGAACCUUGUGAAGCUCCUUUAAAAAUGGUAAAAUGUAACAGAAGUAACAUAUCUGAUAUUGCAAACAAUCAUAAGUCUUCUGCAGAUGUGUUGUAUGGGACAAGCCUUAAACAGAAUGAAUUGAAAUUUAGCAGAACUGAUCUUGAAUUAAAAUAUUCUUCAGAUCAUGGUCCAAAUAAUGAAAGUGAAACUAAGAGUUGGUCUAGAGAAAGCAAAGGAUUUAAUGUGUUGAAACAAUUGCUCCUGUCAGAAAACUGUGAAAGAGACAUGUCUCAACAUAGGAAUAAUUCAGCAGUAAUUGAUGGUAAAAAGAAAGCAAACAAAAACAACAUAACAAAUAAUAACACAGGUGAAUCCAGUAUUUCUUCAGUGCAUACACUUGUGGGGAAUCCUGGGCAACAAACCAAUUGUUUGGAUCACCAAACAUUUCAGUAUUCAGUUGCAAUGAAGAGUCCUGCCAGUUCUCCCUUCACUGAUCAGCUGGGAGGCACAGUCUCAUCAAAUCCUGAAUGUGACCAGUAUAGUGUUUGCCCUGUCCCUAGUGAAAGAGGGCCCAUAAAAUGGGUAAUCACAGAUUCGGACAAAAAUGAACAUGGCAGAGAUUCCCCAAGACUGACCAAAACUAACCCAAUAUUAUAUUAUAUGUUACAGAAGGGGGGCAGUUCUGUUAAUAUUCAGGAAGCACAUGGCAAAGAUGCUUGGAGUGAUAAAUCAUUUACAGAAAAUUCAUCAGCUGUCAUAUUCAAGAAAGAGUUAUCACCUGUUGCAGAAUAUAAAAUACCAUUUCAUACUGUGAGAAAUGCAUACAGUAACCAUUCAAAUAAUAAGAUGUCCCUUCAACACAAUGUGAAUGGAGAUGUAUAUGGACUCUUAGAAAAAGUGUUAACAAUAAAAAAAGAACCAGAGUGACUUAUAGUCAUAUAAAGUGUUUACAGUCAGGUUGAAAUCCUUACUUUUAAAAAUAGUGUUGUAUAAAUCUAGCAUGAUUUGAGAAACGCAUGGUGUAAGUGAAACAUGGUUUUGUUUGAUGAACUUUGUUGCUAAUAUUUAAAAUACAUGUUGCUUUUUUCCCUUUUCAUUUUUUCUCCUUCCCUUUUUGACUUUACAAGAAAUUUAUCACAAUUUUAUUGUUCAUUGUAUAAUCUGUAACUGGAGAUGUAGGUCACUCUUGCACAUAUUUUUCUGGUGUAGUAAAUGCUGCCAGUAUUCCUUUUACACUGGGCAUAAAUGUAAAGAAUUUGGUCAGUGUGUUCAAGCUUCCGGAUAUAUUUCCAAAUCAUGCAAAUGAUGGACCACAGACCUCCUAAUGUGUCAUGAGUAUGGUUUGUAAACAUGGGAGAGAAUUGAACCAUCUUUAAAAAAUAGGAUUGAUAUAGGAAUAACCACAGAGGCAGGAACAACUACACUAGGAAAUUACAUACAAAGAGGAUCUUAUUUGGAACUACUGGUAUUACGCAUGUAAUGCAAUGUAAUAUUCAGCCUACACUGAUGACAAGAGUGUUUUGCACCAUUUUAUCUUGCUAUGUAAUAUAUUUUACUUUUUACAAAAUUCUGGGCACUGGGGCAGUAUAAUUUUGUGUUUCUCAGAAAUUUAUGAAAUGUGAAGAUUUUUUUUACACACACACACACACACAUAUAUGGAUCACUCAGACCAAGGCAUUUGUUUCUUGUGUUUGUAAUCUCUAUAGGUGUUAACUAGAGAAUUGGACAGAAAGGAACUUUAUAGUGCUUCCAAAUGGCUUUUAAUUAUGUUUUGAUAUCUGGGAGAACCAUAGGUAGUAUCACUUUUCUCUAGUUGCAUUUGUAAAAUGCCUUCCCUAAACACUCACUUGGAAUAAAUAUAAAACAAGGUGAUAAUAUUACAUUUUUAUAAUACUGAGUUUACAAGUACAGUCAGUUUAAAAACAAUUUUUGUUCACAUUCCUGUGUUUGUUCUAGUGAACACAGUCAAGUCAUCCCAUGAAAUUUAAUACAUGAGGAUAAUCAUGAUUUUCCAGAACUACUACUGAUUUGUGUUUAAAGGGAGGGGGGACAAAGAAUAAAUGGUCAUUUCUCAUCAAUCCAUGCAUGUUUACAAUAGGAGCACUAAUAAAGAAUGGGAAAUUAUUUAUGUUGCUGACAUGGUGAUGCAAUUGUAAAAGCAUCAGCUAGUCUGUAAACUUAUGAUUAAUUUAUUUGCCUUUACCAUACCAGACUUAAGUGGAGUAUUAUAAAAUGAAAAGGUGGAAUGAGUGGAAUGACAGUGUUAAACUGGAAUGCAUGUAAUAAAAAUAUAAUUAUUAGUUGUGACAUUCACCUCUCUCUCUCUCUCUCUCUCUUUCUUUUCAAACACACACAUAUACCAUUGUGCUUUCACAUUGUUGGCUAGUCUUGUCAUAGGUGAAAAGACCUACCAAGGAAUUUCACUAAUCUUAUCAAAAUUACUUUUACCACCAUCAAAACUCUUAGAAAUUAUUGCUCAGCGUAGCACAUUUUGAAUUUGAUUUGAGUUUUAUUUUAAAUAAUACUCUGUCUACUGCAAUAAAUUGAAACAUAUGUAGCAUUCUGAUUCAGAAUUAUUGAAUUGAACUGUGAAAUUCUGUGUGGUGGUUGUGAACCAGUAACUAUGAAAAUAUAACAUAGAAAGGACCAUGCUUCUAUAUUUAUUUUUUAAAAAUCUGGUGCAAAUUGGCAUAAAAAUUGGUCAAACCGUUUUUAUUACAAUCCAUAGUCAUUCCACUCUUAUUCCACAUGGAACCCUCGGUUGUACUUAUACAUGUAUUAAUUUCAUGACAAAUGUUUGUUACCUUAUACAUUUUCAACAUAAUCAUAGAGUUUGGAUUUCUAUAUUUUAAACAUAAUAAAAUUGUUCAGUGGAUUGUAGCCCAUUCAUCAGAGAAAGCAAAGAGAUAAUCCCAUGGUGAAUAUGGUCAUAUAUUUCCCAUUAGGUGUUCCCUGUACAAAUAUUUAAGUGCUCACAGACAAAACAAAAAAGUUAUUGCAUAUUAAUGUACCACAUAACCAGUUUUUGACAGCAGGAUUGACAGCAGUUGGUGUAUGCUAGUCUAAACAAUUUCCUUAAUUGACACACAAAAAAUUCAGAAUUGAAUAGCAAGUAAGAAGGUUUUACAUAUAUCUAAAUCUGCUGCCUUAACCAUGUGGCUAGUAAAACCCAGCCAAGGAAUUUAGGAUGAGCAAAACUGUAAUCUGACAGCUCUGAAUACCAAGCACCAAUAUACCAGGUGCUCAUUCAUGCUACAGAAUAACAGUGCUUUUAUUUCACUCUGUCUGCCACAACCCCAUCCUAUGCGAUCCUGUGAUUUCAAGCUAUAAAAGUAUAUUUAGAAUAUAUUUAGAAUUCUCAGCUAGAGAACAAGAGUGCCUCACCAAACUACAGGUUCUAGAAUGCAAUCACAACAAUUUAAAAUGGAAUAAUGAAGCUAUAAUUCUGUUGUUAGAAUGGGCCCUGGUAAAGUAUCCAGGUAAUGUGCUGCAGAAUCAGAGUAUACAUGAUAGUAGCUUGUCCCUGUGGUUAGACCUAGAUUUGUCUCAAUACAUGAAGUUGAAGGGAAAGGGGGUUAGACCAAAAGGUAUAUAGAACUGCACUUACCACCAAUCUCUGAUUUCUCCUAGUGUUUUUCCCCUUUAACAUGUGCUUUCCUCUGGCAUUUAAGUCAGCUGAGAAGAGGGGAAAUCUUAAGCUGAGGAUUUAAGAAGAAAGCACAAUGGGUCUUAUGUCUAAGGAGACAUGCAUUGAAUUAGGCUGUGCAUCUGGAAACCUAUGCACACUUCCCAAGAAUAAAUGCUCUUGAAUUCACUGGAGUUUCUUCUGAGUAAAUGUGUUCAGGAUUACUGUAAAAGACCAUUUAAUGCAUCUUUUGAAGAUAGAACAUAAAAGUUUGAAUGGAAAAUCAGCCAUGUGUUUACUUCUUAAACAAUAUAUUUUUUACAAAAUAUAGAUUAUAAAGUAUUUAAGUUACAUUUUUUGAAGAUACAUAAUUUGAUUUCCCCACCAAACAUCAGUCAGAUGUGAUAAAGCUGUCAUUUAUGACAGUAAAAUAUUACCAGUUUAUUCUCUACUGCAUUUUAGUAGAGUAAGCUGACUAGUUAUAUUUUAUAUAUAUAUAUGUAAUGUAUGUAUGUAUGUAUAUGUAUACAUUUGUAAAUAUAUAGACUUGUUACACAUACAUGUUGAAAUCAGUUUUUAAAACAAGUGAUGUAAAUAGUGGUUUCUUUAAUGAAAAGUACAUAAUUUUGUAUUCUAUAUAAUGCAAAGGAAUAAACAUUUUAAUCUUUUUGUUAUGUAUAUUCUAUGUAUUAAAUGUAAAUAUGAUCACAUAGAUUUAAAUUUUUUGCAUGUGUGUAUACAGUUGCAAGUCUGGAAGAAUGUAUAAAAACAUUUUAUUUAAAAUUGUAAUUACCUGGUGCAUGACAAAUGCAUGGGGGACCCUGUGCAUCUCUGCAAUGGCAAAAAAUGUCUUAAGUCAAACGAGAUGUUUAUCAAACACAACUGUAUUCUGUUUCUGGACAUGACUUCUGCUGUGGUAUUUUAGCUCUGUGAAAGAAUGUGCUUCAAAUUAAAGGGUCUGGGGGGAAAAACAGCUUUUUUACAAAAACAAAUAGCACCUCCUUUCUGCCAGCCACAAACAUCAACUUUUUGAUUCCAUUUCAGACUUCUGAGAUUCUAUUCUAAUAUUGUCAUACAGUGUAAUAUCAGUUUUCAUUGCCAUAAAUAAGAAUUCUGGGGUUUAUGCAAUCUUUUUGUUGUGGAGUUUUCACUAAUUUAAUGGUUGUCAUUUUUAUUAGAAAAUGAUUUAUUCAUGUGAUGUCACAAAACUGUACAUACUGCAGUGUGAAGGUUUUUUUUAAUUCUUUCAGUGUUUACUUCCUGCAGAAAAUUUGAAUAAAUGAGAAAAAUGCAUUGAA
Messenger RNA from Sceloporus undulatus (fence lizard), 8513 nucleotides. RefSeq names its product nuclear receptor interacting protein 1 (gene NRIP1). The transcript is spliced from 2 exons. Gene Ontology annotation, cellular component: nucleus. The record is from RefSeq and is a predicted model, not a curated record. NCBI's taxonomy places the organism in Eukaryota, Metazoa, Chordata, Lepidosauria, Squamata, Phrynosomatidae. Gene Ontology annotation, biological process: regulation of transcription by RNA polymerase II. Gene Ontology annotation, molecular function: signaling receptor binding; transcription coregulator activity. Bases 1008 to 4517 code for a protein of 1169 amino acids.